CGCGGACCUGCGGGGGCACAGCCCGGUGAGCGCCCGGCCGCACGGGCGGCGCCCCGCCGGGCCGCUCCCGCCACUCACCACCCGGUCGCGGCCCCGGUGGGACUCCAGAGCGGCGACCAGGCCGCCGAGCGCUCCCGCCGCCAUGGCAACACGUUCCGGGGCGCGGCGCGGUGCACGCCGGGAAGGCGGCGGAACCGUCGCCAUAGCGACGCGGCCCAGCGGCUGCCGCGCUCCAGCCCGCCCGGCGAUGGCGGCGCAGGCCGUGGCCGCGGUCCCCGCGAUCCCCGCGCCCCUCACGGGCGUUCCCUUCAUGAAGGCGUCUCACUUCCAGCUGGGGGAUGAGCGCCAGGCGCCGGCCGCUGCCCGCCGGUCGUUUUCUCACAGCCAGUUCCCCCCUCACUGGGGGGUCUUCAGGCCGCCCCCGGCCCCCUUGCCGUGCAGCGGGCAAGUGCUGGGCCCGCCCGGGGGUGACGGCGGGGAAACCCGCUCGGAAACCCGCCUGGCGUUCCCAGAGAAGCCCCUGCAGCCGGUGGCACCGUUUGUCCCCCCGGAGUCGUGUGUCCGCAUGCACGCGGACCCCCGCAUCCGCGUCCUCAGCUCAGAGACCAGGGACAGCUUCCCCUGUCCCCAGCCGCACCUGCCGCCGCCCCUGCCCGCCGCCCAGCUGCAGGACAGCAUCCCUUGUGGGGACAGGGAGAAAAUCAGGCUCCCCGCCUCCAUCUACAGCACCUCGUACCCCGCGCACGCGGUGCAGCCGGCCGGACCGCGGCCAUCGCGCUGGGGGUGUGUUCCCACUAUCAGAGGGGAUGGACAGUCCUACUACAACACUUCUUACCAAGCACAGUUUAAAGGUGAAUGGAGUCCACCUGCCAAGCCAAGUGGAAAGCACAUUUCUUCAAUUAAAUUUGGGGAUCCCACAAGCAGUGGAUUUACGAGCGAGCAGAAAUACGCCUACAGUGCCCCGGACAAGAAGGGACACAGGGUCUAUGACAAGGAACGUGCUGUCUCCCAGAUCCACCAGACGAGCGUGCGCCUGGGGGACGGCUGCAGCAGGUUCUCCACCUCCACAUCAGAGCUCUUCCCGGCCCACGAGCCAGAGCCUGUGACUACUGUCCGUCCGAACAAAAACGCCUCCUCCAUCCCCAGAGGCGAUGAAGACCCCGAGCGAAAUCGAGCAUUGACAGCAACUACUACUACACGGCUCUCCUACCCAGAGACUGACAGGUGGAGCUUCUCCCCAAAGCCCGACUUGCUGCUGCAGAAGCACCGAAGCAGCGUCUGCUUGGGAGACGAGCGUUCGGGCUCCCGUUUCUUCAACACAACACACCAGGCAGACUACCAGCCGCCCCGCCAGGGCCAGAGGGUGAUGGCAGAUGGCAAGAGCCACCGCGAGAGCCACAUCCCCUUCGACUACCACACAGAUGGGAGUUGUGUCACAACCACGCAGGCCAUGCUGGUCCCACACAGACAGCAGAAACAACGGCUCUCUGAAGACACGCUACAGCAGAUGAAAUCCUCGCCCCUGGCGCUACCCUGGAAGGCGCCGGGUCUCUUCAGGACCGAGCAGCGAGAUGCGUUCACACCCAAGUCCGGAGGCCCGGCAGAAACCCCAAAUGCAAACUGCCAAGUGAGCUCCGUCCCCCUGGGGACCCUGAAGAAAUACCGUCCCACGAGGAGGGUGCACUUCGCGCCGUGACGUUCUCCCCCCUUCAGCGAGCGCCCAGAACUCGCUGCGCUGCGGCUGCCUCCACAUCGCGUUACCCGUUAGCGGUCCCGCUGUCCUGCUCUGGCCCGGCUGGGUGUGAUUACGGGGAACUUUUAUUUCUCAGAUUGAAAGAGGACAGAAGAAGGUGUUGUGACAACAAGAAUAAACACUGGAAGAUUAACCAAAA
Columba livia (rock pigeon) is the source of this 1892-nucleotide messenger RNA. It is a transcript of the gene SAXO5, whose product is annotated as stabilizer of axonemal microtubules 5. The coding region runs from base 143 to 1696 and encodes 517 amino acids. The record is from RefSeq and is a predicted model, not a curated record. NCBI's taxonomy places the organism in Eukaryota, Metazoa, Chordata, Aves, Columbiformes, Columbidae. The transcript has 8 exons.